Molecule: messenger RNA, 887 nt
Organism: Sinocyclocheilus anshuiensis
Lineage: Eukaryota; Metazoa; Chordata; Actinopteri; Cypriniformes; Cyprinidae
Product: pleckstrin homology-like domain family A member 1
Exons: 1
Coding region: 85-504 (139 amino acids)
Biological process (GO): positive regulation of apoptotic process
Molecular function (GO): phosphatidylinositol phosphate binding
Source: RefSeq, a predicted model, not a curated record
CCUCCAUCUAUCCAUCCAUCCAUCGGCUCAAACCUACCCACCCUCAGUCCAAAACCCGGAGCGUUUGAUGCGCGAUCGGAGGCGAUGCUGGAGUCCGGCGGCGGCGCGGUGCUGAAGGAGGGCGCGCUGGAGAAGCGCAGCGACGGUCUGCUGCAGCUGUGGAAGAAGAAGCGCUGCGUGCUGACCGAGGAAGGACUGGUGCUUCACCCACCCAGACACCACCACCACGACACCGCCUGCAAGGCGAAGGAGCUGCACUUCGCCAACAUGAAGACGGUGGACUGCGUGGAGCGCAAGGCCAAGUACGUGUACUUCACGGUGGUGAUGUCCGAGGGCCGAGAGAUCGACUUCAGGUGCCCGCAGGACGAGGGCUGGAACGCGGAGAUCACGCUGCAGAUGGUCCAGUACAAGAACCGCCAGGCGAUCCUGGCCGUCAAGUCCAGCCGGCAGAAGCAGCAGCUGCUCGUGGUCUCCGCGCAGAAGAUGCUCCGAAACGCGCAGUAGGACGCCGGAGAGCGGCGAUAUCGACGGACGUUACCGCGCGUAAAAAGCGCUGGAUGCGCAUUACGGACAUCUCUUUUUAGUGUCACCUUGCGCGCACGGACGCUCUUCGUGCAUUGAAAGACAUCACGGCUGAAUUAGCACCGGGAAUAUCUCCUCAGAGGCUGCACGGGGGGCCGGGGCAAGUUGUCACAGUGACGUUCAGAGUGGAAAAUCCGUUUGCAUGAACGCAGUGGCGCUGUGUGUGUUACUUUCAAACAUGUAGUACAAAGCAGAUUCUGAAUUCUGCCCUCCAAAUGAGAGAUUUAUUUUGGGGUAAUAGGCGUUUGGUGAACUGUGAAACCACAAUGGGAUUUGUGACCCUGGAGCACAAAACCAGUCAUAAG